Molecule: messenger RNA, 4105 nt
Organism: Sipha flava (yellow sugarcane aphid)
Lineage: Eukaryota; Metazoa; Arthropoda; Insecta; Hemiptera; Aphididae
Gene: scra
Exons: 12
Coding region: 350-4060 (1236 amino acids)
Biological process (GO): actomyosin contractile ring assembly; mitotic cytokinesis; septin ring organization
Cellular component (GO): actomyosin contractile ring
Source: RefSeq, a predicted model, not a curated record
CCCCUCCACCGCGCCUGCACCAUCGUACCCCCGCCAUCCCACGCCGCCGAUAACAUUUCAAACGUAACGAUCUCUUUCCACUGCUAUCGCCGUCACCCGUGUUGUCAACGCCGACUCUUACGCGCACGUACGAUUCUUUUGUGUGCACCCGAGUUCCCGCUCGAAUUCCCAGUGUUGACUGAGACUGUCUCUACGCGUUUCCGCGACAUUGUUUUCCACGUUCAAACAAAACCAUUUCGCGUAAUCGACCGCUGCGCCCGGUCAACGGUUUGGUUCUACUGCCGCCGCCGCUGAUAUUUCGGUGAACUCGAGGGUGAACUUCUCGAGUCGAUCAACCGUCGCUGUUACAAUGGACUUCGACGAAUUCGCAAAGCGCAUGAUUGAAAGAACCAACAGGCGAAAAGCCUUAUUACAGGAGACUUCAGUAGAUACUCUGCCUUCAACAGAUGUUCCGCCUUCAACAGAUAAAGAAAUCUUGCCACCAAUACAUCAAUCAAAAACUCCACCUUUACGCUCUGAUCGACGUGCUCGUCUUGCUGAACUAGCUAGUCGUGUAGGCCAGUGGUUAGAAGAUGAAGUGAAACCUCAUGAUCCAAAACCUAUUAAUAAUGAAUUUACUCCUACAAUUGAUAUGAGUAUUAACCAUGGUCCACAACAAUCCGUUCAAAAACUUAUGAAUGUGAAUUCCAUUGACAAAACUGCAGUUACUGAAAUAAAAUCUAUGGAGGAUAAAUUAAUAAAGAAAAAUGAAUCAAUUAACGAAGAACAUCAUCAGCCCAUAAAACCAAAAAUAAAUUCAAGUAAAUUGGAUCAAAUUUGCCAUCGUCCACAAUCUUCUAUUAUUAAGCCCCUGCCGAAUAAAGAUUUAGCUAAUAUUUCAACUACAAAUUUAACAGUAGCUCAACGACGAGCAUUAUUUGAAAAAAAUAUUGCUAGUAAUCAAAAACCAGAUAAAAAACCUGUUACUACUACUACUGUCACCAUAUCAUUAACCAAAACAACACCUAAAAUAACUAAUACUACAACAAAUGAAGUAUCAAAUGAUUCUGAAGAUGUGAAAACUCCACCACGUCCUAUUCCAAGCAGUGAAUCAACUCCUCCAUCUAGACGUGGAUCAAGACCACGAGCUAGUCCUGCUAUGGUUGCCACAUCUGGUGAUUUUGUAUCACAGCAACGAUCGACUUGGACUCCGCCAUGUAUAAAAAAUGUGUUAUUAAAAAAAAAAUUAAUUGAAGAAUUAAACGACGAUCAAAUUUCCCAUGAUAACAAGACCACUUCAGUACCAGCUACUAGCAGUCCCAUCAAUACAAAUAUAAUUUCACCAGCAGAUCGUAUAGCUAUGUCGGUGGGACAUGUACGGAUCAUGCCACCUUCACCUUCUGGUGGCUUAUAUCCGGACUUAUCAUUGAUUGAAGAUAAUGAUAUGAGUGAAAUUAAUGUACCUAAAGAUUCAUUGGAAAAUCAGUUAACUGGUUGCAAGAGACGAAGCAAUGGUGUCAAUACUUUAAAUGUUUCUACUGCUUCCUCUGAAUUUGAUGCUGGAGAUCCUGAAGAUCUUGAUAAUCUUAAUGCGAAACGUCCUCGGUGUGAAUCAAAAAAGGUAGAUGCUAAUAAUAUGGCUGAAAAACAAGAUAGUAGUGAUGAGGAAAGCAUAUCUGCAUCAGGAGUUAUUACCACCACUUCUGGCAUAGCAAACCAUUCUGAAUCAUUACUGUCAAGUCAUGCUGCUGACAGCCCUUUGUCGCAAACUUGUACAAGUUUCACAUAUCAUUCUCAUAAUGAUAAUUUUUCUCGUUCGUUUGGUCCAAAUACAGCCAAUGGGGUUGCAAAUUUGCAGACCAAUGAGCCAUUAAAUCAGAGAGGACUACAGCUCAUUGAUAAAUAUAUUCCACAUCUUGUUGAACAAGAAAAUUGUCAUUCUGAUGUAAAUUUAUCUGAUAAUGAUAAACCCAGCAGCAGCAGCAGUAGUAAUAGCUGUGUGCAGCCAUCACUUGUACAUACAAUUAGCACAUAUCGCAAACAACAACAACAGCUUCGAUUAGGUUGCACAUCUGGCAAGGGUCGAGAUACUGAAAAUAAAGAAGGUGUAAGAUCUGUGUUGCUCUGGAAACGAUUGAAAGAGCUGGAUGAAGCAAAUUCGAAGAAUGAAAAUAGUGAAGAUGACAACGAAGAAGAAGACAAUGAGGAAGAAAUGGAAAUGGCUGAAUCAAGAGCAAGACACUUGGAACAAGUAGAAGUACCACAACAAGACCGUAUUAUUGAGCAAGCCACCCAAGCUCUAAACUUCUGCUACUCAUCUAGGAAUGCAAUCGGACAACGGCCAACGGUGGAUAGUAAAUUUGAGUAUGAGUAUGUGCACACCGAGCGAAUUUUAUUAUUAGCGGGUUUGAGACGAACAGAUGCAGUUAGAGAAGCUCAACGUCUACAUGUCGAACGCACUUUAGUACCAGGUAGCAUUGGAAGAAAAAAUGUUAAAAAUCUGGAAAAUCGAGGUGACGGUAAAACAUUGGUUAUUGAGAGCCUUCGCGUUCCUAUAUUGAUGGCUUUAACCAGUGGUGGAAAUUACAAAAAUAAAAAGUGUAAUACUAAUGAAAGAAUAGAAAACAUGACUAGAUGGUCUGGAGGAUACAGGUAUUUUGUGUGUGCUAUACGUGCUGCAGCUACAGUACAAAGGCCAACUAUGACAGCUGUCACACAACCUGUUGAUGUGGUCGAAGAAUCAGUUCGACGAUUUUCUGCAGACAUUAUCACUCGUCAUGGUGAUGAUGAAAUUGGUCAUGGAUAUGUAGACUUCAUAACUAAUAAGCCAGUUAUGGUUCACGGCUUGGAUGAAGAGGGUUGGAAAAUAACCAUUGAGCUGUACGGUCUUUCCUCAACGGAAACUGGAGGACUUAAUUAUCAUAAUGGUAGAAAUAUUAAAGAAAAUGAUUACCAAGAAAAUAGCAAAAGCGUGUUGGAUAAAUUGUGGUCAACUGUUACAACACCAAUCAAGGAAUCUAAAAAACACCAUGUCACUACUACUGCUGCAAAUAUAGAAUCUCCAAGUGGAUCAAUGGCUGUGCGAAAUACUGUAUUCCGUCAACUUGGUUAUUUUGUGUUUUCUGAUGGGCAGGUGAACCGCCAGCAGUUUACAUUAAACAAGGUCCAUCAAUCUGGUAGUGUCCCUAGCUCUUCUAGAGCAGCAACAUCAUCGAUGGAAGAAACAGUUCGUAUACGUAUGCGUCUUCUUGAAGAAGGUGAAAAAUAUAUCUGCAAAGAUGAUGAAGAUGGUAUGAAUUUAGGCAGCAAGUCUUCAAGCAGUAAUAAUGCUUCAGUUAUGACAAGAAAACAAUUGACUUUACCAUCAGAGUGUAAAUGUACAGAAGGAUUUUUAACACUGUUCGAUGAUCAUGAACUCAAAACAAGUGCUAUGUUUGAACGAGGUCGGCAGUGGCAACAGUCUGCCUACAAUGGAGGUAUUUCUUCAUGGCGUCGUCUUUGGUUCAGUGUGAAAAUCAUAGAUGAAUUGGAACAAUCUGAAGCUAAUGACAAUGAUAUUAAUGAUACGUUUAAACAAAAAACUAUCGCACUGCAAUAUUGGAAGUAUCCUGAGCAUGCUGAACAACAACAAGAGCCAUUAGGUGUUAUCAAUCUUGGUCAAUGUUUGCCACCAUCUACAAUUGAAAAUACUGUUGCCACUUUGGGACAAUUGCAAAAUCCUAUCCCUGCUGCCCCGGCUAACAGUGAUUUAUGUGCUCGUCCUAAUACUUUACGAUUGAUUUUGUACAAUGAUAAUUAUUGUAAUGGCAUGAAACCCAAUGUUGAUGACCCAGUGCUUUUGGGUGCUGAUACUGCAGAUGAGCGGCAAGAAUGGUGUGAUACGGUGAAUGCAGCAGUACGAGCUAUCAGCGAUUAUCGUGAACAAAUUAAAAUUUCCAAAGCUAAUCAAUUAAAAAUAAAUCAAAAACAAAAAAAAAUUGAAGAACAGCAGAGUCGACUUCAAGACCCACAGAGAAUUGGUGCAUGGCCUAUAACAUCUAAUAGCAAAAACAGCUAUAAAAAAAAGAAAUUCUUUGAAUGAUAAAUAUAUAUGCAGUGAAUUUUAUAUUGUUUUGUCCCUUGUUAC